CACAGACCAGAGCUGACCGGAGACAAAGGGAGUGGGCGCUCAUUGGCUCUGGCCGUGUGCGCUCUGUUGUUCCCCGGCGAGAGCAGCUCAGCUCCUAUUCAUAUGUUAAUAAGCCCCUAUAAAUACUAACAACAGCCACUCAACGCCCGCAGCACUUCUCAUUUGGAUUGCACAAUAAACAAGGAGCGCCUCGCCUGCUUGUUUAUCGAUUUUUUUCUUCCUGUAACUUGGACCCUUUGCCAGCUGUCCUUCGCGAGGAGGAAACAGCAGCAGAGGGAGAAGCCACAGCAGCGCCGAACUACAUACAUGGCUCCCUCGGCUCGGUCCAGCAACAGCGGACUUGGGAUGGAAGAAGAUGAGUCCUACUAUGGAAUUCAGAAAGCGGACAGAAAGUCUAGAAAACCUCUGGUGGAGAAGAAGAGGCGAGCUCGUAUCAAUGAGAGUUUGCAGGAGCUGCGGACUUUACUGGCAGACACAGACUUUCAUUCCAAGAUGGAGAAUGCAGAGGUGCUCGAGUUUACGGUGAAAAAGGUGGAGGACAUCCUGAAGAACCGAGCUCAAGAAACCGACACAUUCAACCAAGAAGCCAGUGAGAGGUUUACAGCUGGCUACAUCCAGUGCAUGCACGAGGUCCACAUGUUUGUGUCCACCUGUCCUGGCAUCGAUGCCACGGUGGCGGCCGAGCUCCUCAACCACCUACUGGAGUGUAUGCCCCUGAACGGGGACCGGCUCCAGGACAUGCUGAUGGAUCUAAUCACAGACACUUCUGGGAGCAAUGGCAGCACUUGGCAUGGAGGCAAUGAGGCGUUCUGCACGCCUCUGGCUUCCCCGGGAGGCAGGAGUCUAUCGAGCGGCCUGUCCUUGGCCCUCUCCCCGGCCCUGUCCAUCACGUCCAGUGAGGACCUGUGCUCUGACCUGGAUGAUACCGACAGCGAGCACAACCAGAGCUCCACAGAGCCUGUGGAGAACAGAGAGGCUCUGAGCGUGCCUUCCGUGACCUAUCCUCAGCCUAUGUGGAGACCCUGGUAGAGGGCUGGAUGGGAUACAUUUGGGAUCCAUUGAGGCAGAUGUAACACUGGGCCACUGACUGAAUAUAUAUUAGGGAAAACUCCACCCUACAUACACCCUAUGAACACUUUUAAAACUAGCCAUUUUUGGUGGUGUACUUUGCAUGACUGGACUCAGUUACCCCUGUAGAUAACUGGCCACAUUGCACCCAAGUGCAGUAAUUAUUUGUUUGUUUGUUUAAUUUGUUCUAUAAGAGACAAGAGAAACCAGCUACUGUUCUGACAGUAGCCUCAGCUGAGUAAAACGGAGCACAACCACAGAUCUUCUUACACUGGAGAAGGGACCAUGACUGUGGCUAUUCUCUUUACAAAUGAAUGCAGCAAUUUUAUGGGUUUCCAUUGGCAUUCUGGGAAAUGUAGGACAUCACUUAGUGAAGUAGAAAUAGACAUUCUAAGUGCUUUGGAUAUCACAGAAAAAAAAUACUGUAUUGCUGUUAAAGGGUGGAGUUGUUCUUUAUGUCAUCAGAGGCAUCCUUAAGCUGGGGGCCUCCUGAAAGUACUCCUUCAUUUUCCCAGUAGUGAACCCCCUGUCUUUAAGUCCUCUGCUGUGACUUUUUGUUACAUCUAAAGAAAGCCUCCCUCUCAACACAUUUAUAACUGAACUAUAGGCAGAAAACGAAUGGUUCACACUUCUUUUGUCAGCAACACUGUGUAUAUAUUUGUAUGAGGAGAAAAGCUCUUUUAGAAGUUUGACAGUGCCUCUUAUUAAUAUAAAUAUUUCUAUUGCAUUUCAAAAAGGCCUGUAGUUUACUGGACCGGUAGCCUCCAUCAGAAUUACCACUUUAUGAUGUUUAGAAAUGU
Monopterus albus (swamp eel) is the source of this 1868-nucleotide messenger RNA. RefSeq names its product hairy-related 13 (gene her13). Gene Ontology annotation, molecular function: protein dimerization activity; DNA binding. Gene Ontology annotation, biological process: regulation of DNA-templated transcription. The transcript has 4 exons. The coding region runs from base 307 to 1029 and encodes 240 amino acids. Lineage: Eukaryota; Metazoa; Chordata; Actinopteri; Synbranchiformes; Synbranchidae. The record is from RefSeq and is a predicted model, not a curated record.